GGGGAUGGUUGUGUUGUUUAGGAUCAUGGGUGAUUUUGUAGUGAGGGGUUUGUUCCCUUUGUUGGUGUUAGUUGGAGCUGUUUGUUGCUCUGAUACAUGGCAACAGUUUCUGAGCCAGAAGUUUCCAUGGACGAUAGUGAGAGCCAGCCCUGUUCCUGAGAGAGUGCCUCCUCAUGGGGAUCUCAUUGGUUCUAGUUUCUGAAUGUCUGAGGUUGGGAGUGUGUCCCCACUGCAGACUGUGAUGGUGCAGUGUGGAGACCACAACCUGCUGGUCAGGGCCCAGCUGGAUUUAUUUGGAACCAGGCACCUGAUUAAAGCUGCUGACCUGACCCUGGGGACAGCAGGUUGUUGGCCAACCAGGGUCUACCCUGAGAACCACACUGUCUUCUUUGACUAUGGGCUGCAUGAAUGUGGCAGCAGACUGCAGAUGACUGGAAAUUUCCUGAUCUACACCACCCACCUGACCCACAUCCCAAACUAUCCUGGAUCGCUCAUUGUGAGAACCAAUGGUGCUGUUGUUCCCAUUAAAUGUCGUUAUUUGAGGAAGGGCAAUGUGAGCAGCAAUCCCAUCAAGCCCACCUGGAUCCCAUUCAGCUCCACCAGGUCUGGAGAAGGGUAUCUGUCAUUCUCCCUGCGUCUAAUGAAUGGUGACUGGCUGACAGAGCGCACUUCCACUGUCUACUCCCUGGGAGACCUCAUUCACAUUGAGGCAUCUGUUUCAAUGGCCA
Messenger RNA from Chiloscyllium plagiosum (whitespotted bambooshark), 728 nucleotides. Lineage: Eukaryota; Metazoa; Chordata; Chondrichthyes; Orectolobiformes; Hemiscylliidae. The record is from RefSeq and is a predicted model, not a curated record.